Messenger RNA from Grosmannia clavigera kw1407, 1908 nucleotides. Its product is annotated as vhs domain containing protein. Gene Ontology annotation, biological process: Golgi to vacuole transport; protein transport to vacuole involved in ubiquitin-dependent protein catabolic process via the multivesicular body sorting pathway; Golgi to endosome transport. Lineage: Eukaryota; Fungi; Ascomycota; Sordariomycetes; Ophiostomatales; Ophiostomataceae. Gene Ontology annotation, molecular function: phosphatidylinositol binding; ubiquitin binding. The coding region runs from base 1 to 1908 and encodes 635 amino acids. The record is from RefSeq and is a predicted model, not a curated record. The transcript has 4 exons. Gene Ontology annotation, cellular component: trans-Golgi network.
AUGGAAGCCGCAUCGGCGCGCUAUGCGGCACGGGACCGUUGGGGUGAGCUGGCCCAUCCGGCGCCGUCGCAGCUGCUUCGCUUUGUGCAGAGCGCCUGCAGCCCCGAGAACUACGAGCCCAACCUGGCGCUCAACCUCGAGAUUGCCGACCUGAUCAACUCGAAAAAGGGCACGGCACCACGCGAGGCGGCCAACGCCAUAGUCGGCUACGUCAACCACCGCAACCCGAACGUGGCCCUGUUGGCGCUCAAUCUGCUGGACAUCUGCGUCAAGAACUGCGGCUAUCCGUUCCACCUGCAGAUCAGCACCAAGGAGUUCCUCAACGAGCUCGUGCGCCGCUUUCCCGAGCGACCACCCGUGCGGCCGACCCGUGUCCAGCUUAAGAUCUUGGGCGCCAUUGAGGAGUGGCGUGGCACAAUAUGCGAGACCAGCCGGUACAAGGAGGACCUCGGCUUCGUUCGCGACAUGCACCGCCUGUUGAGCUACAAGGGCUACACCUUUCCCGAGGUGCGGCGAGAAGAUGCCGCCGUGCUGAACCCGAGCGAUAACCUCAAAUCGGUCGAGGAGAUGGAGGAGGAGGAACGCGAGGCCCAGUCGGCCAAGCUGCAGGAGCUCAUCCGCCGAGGCACGCCCGAAGACCUGCAGGAGGCCAACCGGCUGAUGAAGGUCAUGGCCGGCUACGACACGCGGUCCAAGGUCGACUACCGUGCCAAGGCGGCCGAGGAUGUCGGCAAGAUCCAGAAGAAGGCGGCCCUGCUUGAAGAGCGUCUGGCGGCCUUUCAAGAAGGCGACACGAUGACGGACGGCGACGUCUUUGACGAGCUGGCCUCGGCCCUCUCCAGCGCCCAGCCCAAGAUCCAGAAGAUGUGCGAGGAAGAGUCGGACGACCAUACGGCCGUGGCCCGUCUGCUAGAGAUCAACGACAGCAUACAUCGCACGGUCGAGCGCUACAAGCUGCUGAAGAAGGGCGACAUGGCUGCCGCCCAGAAGAUCGCCCAAGGUGGGCCUGUGCCGGCGCGCAACGGCAGCCGAAGGGCCGACGGCAAGAAGCCACAGCCUGCCGUCCCCGAGCUGUCGCUAAUCGACUUUGACGGCGACUCCAGUGCGGACCAACAGCCGCCGUCGCAGCCGCCAACCAAUGGCUCGUCAUCGCGGCCGCUGGGCAUCGAGAACGACCUGCUGGGGCUGUCAUUUGGCGACCCUUCAGCCGGAGGCAUAGCAUUGGGCUUUGGCGAAAACAGCAACGUGCCAGGCCCAGCACUGCUGUCGUCUGUGAUGCAGAGCAACAGUGCUCGUGGCCCUCUGGGCUCGCCGUCUCCGCCGCCACCGAUGACUUCGUCGCCACAGCCCGUCUACCAAUCGUCGGCCUUUGCGCCACCGAAAGCAGCAGCAGCAGACCCGUUUGCGGCACUGGGACUGGGACUGGGGUCUCUCUCAUCGCCGUCGUCGGUGCAUGUUGCCAGUCCGGCACCGGGCGGCAACGACGACGACGAAUGGUCAUUUUCUUCGGCGCUACCGCCCGAGACACCGGCCAAGCCGCAGGAGCACCGCAUCACAGUCGGCAACGGAGCCGUCAAGAUCGAGGUUGUGGCCCGGCGGUCGCCCGAGACGCCGCAGGCCAUCAGCUUUAUGUUUGCCUUUUCCAACAAUACGGCGCAACCGAUUUCGGACAUGCACUUCCAGGCUGCUGUGACGAGGGGCUACGAGUUGAAAAUGCAGCCGCAAACUGGCCGCAGCCUGGCACCACAGCAGAGCCGCGGCAUCGCGCAGACCAUGGAAGUAUGGCACGCGCAUGACCGGACAAGCAAGGUGGAGACGAUCAAGCUCCGGUGGAGGAUAUCAUGCAAAGUAGGAGGCGACGAGACGAAGACGGACAUGGGCGAGGUGCCGGAGUUUGGCCUGGCAUGA